AUGACACUUAAGCAACAACGCAGAAAAUCACUUGAAAAAAGCACUGAAUUGCUCAAGAUCGAUCAACUCACGCUAAGAUCAGACGACGAUGAACUUUUUAUUUUCAUGUCAAAAUUACCCGGUAGACGAAUUCGUAGUGAUAUUCGAAACCUUUCAACCGAUUUGAAUCAAAUUCAAGUUGACACAAUGAUUACUUUGAAUGAAGAUAAAGAAUUGUCGUUUAUGAAUUUUACAAAUAAUGAUGAAUAUGAUGAUACUUUUGAUAUGACCAUUUAUUCGAGUCGAAUCAAACAAGCUAAUAUCGAACAUAUUCUCUAUCCGAUUCGUGAUCGUUUUGUACCGACCUCGAUCCGCGACUAUAUGCAGAUGCUCAUUCUUAUUUUGUCGAAUAAUACUGAUUACCAUCAGCGACGUCGAAUUCUUGUUCAUUGUAUGGGUGGCAUGGGUCGAACGGGGAUGACUGUUGUUUGUCUUGAACUCGUUUAUGAAUAUUUGAUGAGUCACAAGCAACAACAACAACCUCAAUCAUUUAUCGAACGAUUUGUACAUUACCCAUUGCUGUUGAAAAAUCAUUGCCGAGUGUGUCGAGCCAUUCUAAACGUACGAACAGCUCGCCGAGGCACCAUUCAUAAUCCCCUACAAAUUUUGUUUGCGCACGAGUUCUAUGCUCGACUAAAAUGUUCUUCAUACAUGCGACAAAUGAAAAAAUAA
Didymodactylos carnosus is the source of this 711-nucleotide messenger RNA. The record is from the annotation of a GenBank genome assembly. NCBI's taxonomy places the organism in Eukaryota, Metazoa, Rotifera, Eurotatoria, Philodinida, Philodinidae.